AUGCCUAAGGAGGGUGGUUUAGUUGAUGUCGCAACAGUUGAACUUAAUCCCGUGGGGGGUGGUACGUCAUUGUUCUUCGAGGCAUACGUGGUGCCUAAAAUAACACGUGUUGAAAGGCAAAUAGCGAAGCUCUGGGACUUAGACAGUGUUGGGGUUAGAGAAGUAGACGAGGUUCAUGAGGCAUUUAGUGACAACAACCAGUUUAAUGGUACCAGGUAUUCUGUAGGAUUGCCUUGGAAAGUUAGUCACGCAACACUUCCAUCUAAUUAUAACCUUAGUCAGUCGCGCAUGAAAGGUCAAAUAAGGAAACUAGGCAAACAACAGGGACUGCUAGAAGAGUACAACAGAAUAAUUAGAGACCAAGAGGAACUAGGAAUUAUAGAAAGAGUGCCAGCAUUAGAUAUGGCUGAAAAUGUACACUAUUUGCCACACCAUGCAGUUGUCCGUAAGGAUGCGAUUACGACCAAGGUACGUGUUGUUUAUGAUGCUUCGGCGAAAGAGCGCAAGCAUGCGGCCUCUUUGAAUGAUUGUUUGCAUGUUGGACCCUCGCUUAACCCGCUAUUAAUUGAUAUCCUUUUAAGAUUUAGGUGUAACAGGGUUGUCUUAGUUGGGGACAUUGAGAAGGCAUUUCUAAAUGUUGAAGUCGACGAGAAAGACAGAGACUAUUUGAGAUUUCUCUGGGUCGAUGACAUAAACAAUGAGCAGAAUAGUGUAAGUAUUUUCAGGUUCUGCCGCGUGGUAUUUGGUCUCAACGCAUCGCCGUUUUUACUCAACGCCACUAUCCGACAUCACUUGGGUAAGUAUGCCGAAUUGGAUCCCAAUUUCACCACACGUAUGAUAGAGGGUUUCUACGUGGACGACCUGGUGACUGGAGGGAACGCGUCGAGAGAGGUCUUAAACCUUUAUCACAAGGCAAAGUCUCGGAUGGCCGAAGGUGGAUUUAAGAUGCGAAAGUGGCUUACUAACGACAACUACGUUAGAGGUGAGAUAGACCGUACCGAGAACCAAAAAGAAGCGGCUGCAAACUACGCCAGCAGCCAUGUUGACGAGUCUGAGAGCUAUGCAAAGGUAAGCUUAGAAGCCAUUACUCGCAAUGAGUCCUCUCAGGUCCAGAAAGUCCUCGGGAUCGCUUGGAAUUGCCACCAAGACACGAUGCAAUUCAACCUUGAGACCACAGCAAAGAAGGCAAUGGAAAUGGAGCCUACGAAGCGUAAUGUGUUAAGUAUUAUUGCCAGCUUGUUCGAUCCGUUGGGACUUUAUAGCCCAGUGUCGGUGAGUAUGAAAAUUCUUUUUCAGGAUUUGUGCAUUUCAGGUUUAGCAUGGGACGAACUUCUACCCGAACAGUUGAAGACCAGAUGGACUAAAUGGAUCAACGAGUUGCUGCAAGCUGGAGAGAUUCGUCUUGAUCGAUGUAUUUUUGACCAACCGGUUGAUUGCGUGACAGAUUGUACACUACAUGGGUUCGGUGAUGCAAGCAAAAAGGCCUAUUGUGCUGUUGUGUACAUAGUGUACAAGCUGACAGAUGGGUCACGCUACGCUCGGUUGUUGACAAGCAAGACCAGAGUCGCGCCAUUGAAACAGCUCACCAUUCCAAGAUUGGAACUCAUGUCUGCAGUGAUACUGACCCGACUUGUGGAGACAGUGAGGAACGCACUGAAAUCGCAACUAAGCGUGAGCAAGGAGAUAUACUGGUUGGACAGCAAGACCGCCCUGUGUUGGAUCCAGAAUAAAGGAGAGUGGAAACAGUUUGUUCGCCAUAGAGUGAACGGUAUCCUGGAAAAGACUGGUAAAGAGAAUUGGAGACAUUGUCCAGGUGCUGAGAAUCCUGCAGACUUAGGGUCACGGGGUGCGUCUGGAAUUGAACUCAAGAGUGAAGAACUGUGGUGGAACGGUCCACAGUGGUUAUGCCAGUCAGAAUCGGAGUGGCCAGUUGUCCCUGAGGGUUUGGAGCAGACACAAGAAAGCCUCGACGAAGCCAAGAAAUCGGAGGUACAUAAUCUGCUAGUGAAUAAAGACGUGGAGACUGGAAUCGAGCACGCUAUUGAUAUCAACAGGUGUGGGACGCUUAAGAAACUUGUACGAGUAACAGCGUGGGUCACUAGAUUUAUAACCAAUGCCAAAAACAAGAUUAAACGAGAAGAGUUGUUAGAGGGUGAACUGACUGCGAACGAAGUCAAAUUGGCCGAGGAGUCAUGGGUAAAGGCAGCACAGAAGUCGCUCAAAGAUCAGAACAACUUUAAAGAACUGUCUAUUCAGCUUGGCCUUGUCGAACAGGCUGGUGUGCUACGUUGCCAAGGGAGGUUAGUUAACUCCGAGCUGAGCAUGGAUGCCAAGAACCCCAUAAUACUUCCUAAGGAUCAUAGAUUCACUGAAUUGAUCGUCAUCGAUAGUCACGACAGAGUACUGCACAGCGGAUUGAGAGCAACUCUAGCCCAAGUGAGAGAAAAAUUCUGGAUACCAAGAGGAAGACAAGUUGUAAAAGGACUGGUGAGUAAGUGCGUAACAUGCAAAAGACAAACUGGCAAGCCAUUCAAACAACCUCCAGCAGCUGCUCUACCAGAAUUUAGAGUACAUGAAGCCCCACCGUUUUCCAAGGUAGGUAUUGACUUUGCUGGGCCACUAUUCGCUAAAACAGGUAAGGGUAGUGUUAAAGUGUACAUCGCUCUGUUCUCAUGUUGCGUGACAAGAGCCAUACACCUUGAACUAGUAGAAGACAUGUCAGUGGAGAGCUUUCGUAGAUGUCUUAGAAAGUUUACAGCAACGAGGGGCAUACCUGGUCUCAUAGUAACAGACAACGCGAAGACGUUUCAGGGAACUGAGAAGGCACUAAGAGAGCUGUUUAACCACCCGCAAGUACAAGCGGACCUCACCAACAUGAGAACAGAGUGGCGUUUUAAUCUGCCGAAGGCGCCAUGGUGGGGAGGGUUUUUUGAAAGAAUGGUAGGUUGUGUGAAACAGUGUCUCAGGAAGGUGCUAGGAAACGCAAGCCUAACGUUUGACGAGUUAGUUACUGUGUUAACAGAAACAGAGUGUACGUUAAAUUGCAGGCCUCUAACCUACGAGUACAACGACAUUGGUGAAGAGGUUUUAACUCCAUCUCAUUUAGUAUAUGGUCGACGUAUCAACAGUUUACCCGACGAAAUCAUAGAACCAGACGAUGUUGUCUCAGAUGAAGCAAGCUGCCGCAGGAGAUUUCAGUAUAUGAGCCUAAAGCUUGGUCAAUUCUGUGACAGAUGGCACAAAGAAUAUCUGACAGGUUUAAGAGAACAUCAUAGGGUAAACAGGUCAAGGCAGGGUAAGGAUAUAGUUCAGGUAGGGGAUGUGGUCACUGUGAAGGAGGAUGGAAAGAAAAGAAACAAAUGGAGAAUGGCAGUGGUAGAGGGGAUAAUUAAGGGUAGGGACAACGUUGUGAGAGGGGCUAAGGUGCGAGUGAUUGCCCGGGGAAAACACGCUCGUAUAUCACGUCCCAUCCAAAGGUUAUACCCCCUAGAGGUUAGGAACGAAGAAAUAUUCACUGGGAACGGAAAAAAUAGGGAUAUUGUAACUAGACGUACAUCUAAGCGUAAUGCCUCUAUACAGGCCAGAAAUGUAAUCAAGGCUAUUUCUAUGCUUGACUCCUAG
Messenger RNA from Exaiptasia diaphana, 3621 nucleotides. RefSeq lists its product as uncharacterized. The record is from RefSeq and is a predicted model, not a curated record. The transcript has 2 exons. Lineage: Eukaryota; Metazoa; Cnidaria; Anthozoa; Actiniaria; Aiptasiidae. Gene Ontology annotation, molecular function: nucleic acid binding. Gene Ontology annotation, biological process: DNA integration. Bases 1 to 3621 code for a protein of 1206 amino acids.